AUGUCGAAUUCUUUGUUGACUGCAGAUAUUGCUGGCGAUACGAUUAUAGAAAACCAACCAGCUACAAAUGAAAGGUCUAAAUUGAUGUGGAAAGCCUACAAUAAUGAGACCUGGUCGAUCAAAAACCUUGGUGAUCAAAAGAUGAUUAGGACAGAGAAUCCAAUACUGUAUCAAAUCUGCAUGGUCGAGAAUAUAAGUCGGUCGAAGUUGAACCUUAUAGAUGAUUUGAAGGUACGAAUUGACCCAAGAACCCAACGUGUUGAUCGAUUAAAUUCAACCAAGCAUGGUGAUGCUCGGGACUAUGCAAAAAAAAAAAAUUCCUCAGAAGACACAUCGCUAAUUACUGCUAUGGAUGUCGAAUCGGACAUGCCUCCGUUGGAGGGGAAUGACGGUAAUGGGGCGAAUAAAACCGUUUACAAAUUAACGUUACAGGAUAAAUCUGGGGCUAUGUUUUAUGCCAUGAAUUUGAAGCCAAUGAGUAUGCUCAAAAACGACGGAGCUGCGUGUAUGUUAGGUGCCAAACUCGUGAUUCUACCGGGUGCCUUCUUCAACAGAGGCGUCUUUCUCCUGGACGACAAGACCGCCACUUUCAUGGGCGGCGUUGUGAAAAAGUGGAACGACGGCCGAGAUAAUAAGACAUGCGAGUAUUUGGAGGCAAGGCUCGCAGAUCAAGUCUCGCCUGGUGUUAGAAAAAGGAGGGCAGUUGACUAG
Messenger RNA from Lachancea mirantina, 711 nucleotides. Lineage: Eukaryota; Fungi; Ascomycota; Saccharomycetes; Saccharomycetales; Saccharomycetaceae. The record is from the annotation of a GenBank genome assembly.